AGAACGCAGCUGAAGGAUCCGCUCCGGGAAAGGCUGGGAGGUCCGGUAUCACAGCAGAGCCCUCUCACCUCUGGUCUUGCAGGCGCUCGGCUUAUCCCAUCUCACGCUGAGCGAUUUCCUGUGGUUAGAAGGACAGCUGAAUCUGGCCUUCCCGAAGGCACCUCUUGUUACAAUGUUUAUCUGGAUGUUAUGGCCAAAAUCGCCCUUGAAAAGUGUUGACUGAUGUGUGCUUUUUUUCUUUUGUCAUCCUUUCUUUAGCACAGGUGACUCUGACCCACAAGUGAAGAACUCCGGAGACCAUGACCAAGAAAAGAAUUGCUGUGAUUGGUGGGGGAGUGAGCGGGCUCACUUCCAUCAAGUGCUGCCUGGAAGAAGAUUUGGAACCUGUCUGCUUUGAAAGGACUGAUGACAUUGGAGGGCUCUGGAGGUUCCAGGAAAAUCCUGAAGAAGGAAGGGCCAGUAUUUACAAAUCAGUGAUCAUCAAUACUUCUAAGGAAAUGAUGUGCUUCAGUGACUAUCCCAUCCCAGAUCAUUAUCCUAACUUCAUGCACAACUCCAAGGUCCUGGAAUAUUUCAGGAUGUAUGCCAAAGAAUUUGACCUUGUAAAGUAUAUUCAAUUUAAGACCACUGUGUGCAGUGUGAAGAAGCGGCCUGAUUUCUCUACUUCAGGCCAGUGGGAGGUGGUCACUGAGUCUGAAGGGAAAAAGGAGAUGAAUGUCUUUGAUGGAGUCAUGGUAUGCACUGGCCAUCACACCAAUGCUCACCUACCCCUGGAAAGCUUCCCUGGAAUUGAGAAGUUCAAAGGACAAUACUUUCACAGUCGAGACUAUAAGAACCCAGAGAGAUUCACUGGAAAGAGAGUCAUUAUAAUUGGCAUUGGGAAUUCUGGAGGGGAUCUGGCUGUGGAGAUUAGCCACACAGCCAAGCAGGUUUUCCUCAGCACCAGGAGAGGGACUUGGGUCCUGAAUCGUGUAGGAGACUACGGAUAUCCUUUUGAUGUGUUGUUCAAUUCUCGACUUAAACAUUUUGUGACGAAGAUUUGUGGUCAAUCAUUAAUAAAUGCAUUUUUGGAAAAAAAGAUGAAUAAAAGAUUUGACCAUGAAAUGUUUGGCCUGAAACCAAAACACAGAGCUCUGAGUCAGCAUCCAACAAUAAAUGAUGACCUGCCAAAUCGUAUAAUUUCUGGCUUGGUGAAGGUAAAAGGAAAUGUGAAGGAAUUUACAGAGACAGCUGCCAUAUUUGAAGAUGGCUCCAGGGAGGAUGACAUUGAUGCUGUUAUCUUUGCCACAGGCUAUAACUUUGCCUUUACUUUUCUUGAAGACUCUGUCAAAGUGGUCAAAAACAAGAUAAGCCUGUAUAAAAAAGUCUUCCCUCCUAAUCUGGAAAGGCCAACUCUUGCAAUCAUAGGCUUGAUUCAGCCCUUGGGAGCCAUUAUGCCCAUUUCAGAGCUCCAAGCACGCUGGGUUACUCAGGUAUUUAAAGGGCUAAAGACAUUGCCCUCACAAAGUGAAAUGAUGGCAGAUAUAUCUAAGGCUCAAGAGAAAAUGGAAAAUAGGUAUGUGGAGAGCCAACGCCAUACCAUUCAAGGAGACUACGUAGGUACCAUGGAAGAGCUUGCUGAGUUGUUGGGAGUCAGGCCCAAUCUGCUGUCUCUGGCCUUUACUGACCCCAAGUUAGCAUUACAGAUACUACUGGGACCCUGUACUCCAAUCCAGUAUCGUCUACAGGGCCCUGGAAAGUGGCAUGGGGCUCGAAAAGCUAUCCUCACCACAGAUGAUCGUAUCAGGAAGCCUAUGAUGACAAGAGUAGUUGAAAGGAGUAAUUACACAACUUCAACAGUGACAAUAGGAAAGUUUAUGCUAGCUGUUGUUUUCUUUGCUGUAAUUAUGGCUUAUUUUUAGCUGUCCCAUUGUCAUUGCCCCAUUUUUCAUUGGGAAACUUGAUCUAGAGAUGUUUUCAGAGCAUGACAAUAUUGAAUGACUCCCAGCUUCGUAUUGCCCAGAAAUCUACUUUCGUGUCGCUUUCAAAAGCAUUAAUUCCUUCCUCUUUUUCCUAUAGUAAAAUCUCACUUUUUCAUUUGUGCUGAUUCCUCUCCAUUUAUCUCACGAUCCAUCCUUUUUUUCUUCCAGUAAUCCCCAGAUUAGUCAUCUUUGUAUGCCCUUAGCAGAGUUCUUGACAUGUGGUAGGUGCUUAAUAAAUGUUUGUUAUUAUCAGAUUUUAUGGUGUGGAGUAUAAGUCAGCAUCUGUAUUAGAAAUGGCUUGUUUCAUGUAACUCUUCUUCUGAUGGGAUUUGAUUAUCUAUUAGAAGCUCAAUUUUUGUUUUUUAUAUUAAAACUAAAUAUUUGUUUCCCAAGAGAUAAGAGAAAUAAUGAUCUUCUAAUAGCUGUGUGUAUCUAAGAUAAGACAUAUAAAUACUUAAGACAUUUUAUUUCCACUUGCUGUUCACUAGUGUACCUGAUAUCUGGUCAUUUUAACCUAUUUUCCCUAAGAAAUAUGUCUUUAUUUUCUCAAUAAAGAAACUACCUUCAA
This is a messenger RNA of Carlito syrichta (Philippine tarsier), 2529 nucleotides long. It is a transcript of the gene FMO5, whose product is annotated as flavin containing monooxygenase 5. The record is from RefSeq and is a predicted model, not a curated record. Gene Ontology annotation, molecular function: NADP binding; N,N-dimethylaniline monooxygenase activity; flavin adenine dinucleotide binding. The transcript has 8 exons. NCBI's taxonomy places the organism in Eukaryota, Metazoa, Chordata, Mammalia, Primates, Tarsiidae. Bases 300 to 1901 code for a protein of 533 amino acids.